UUUUCAUGUUUAAAAUCCCAAGUAAAUGUUUUAUAUUGCAAGAAAGGCUCAGCUAUGGCUGAUUUAUUAAGAGGAGAAGCUCCAACUAGUGGAAUCAAACAAUCCAACGCGCCGAAUUUCUCCAAACGCCCGCGCUCUCCAACUUUCCCCCUCCUCUCCCUUUCCUCAUAUUCUGAUUCCCAACUCUCGAUGGCGCUUCUUCCACCUUCUCUUUCAAAUUCCUCCUUCUAAUCUCCACGAUUUUCCGCAGCAUCUAGGGUUUCCUCUACUCCAAAUUCUUCAUGAAGCGCGAUUUCACGGAAAUCUCCGACGACGAGUGGGACAACCACUCCUUCAAGCUCUCCCGAGCCCUCAAAAAGUCCCAAGGAGCACCUCCGCCCAUCGAGUCCUUCUCUUACCGGCCGGAGGAUCCCCAGGUUUCGCCGGAGGAUGUUUCCGAUGGGAGCAGCGAUGAUUGCGUCGAAAUCAAGGAGGACUUAGAGGAUGAUGACGCGGAGGUUCUGGCGGCGCCGGUGAGUAGAGGUCGGAGGUUUGUGGUGGAUGAGGAUAGUGAUGAGGAUUUUGCAGAGGUGGUGGAGGUGAAGUCGGGGACGGAGGAGGAGGCGGAGGAGGAGGUGGAGGAGGAUGAUGUUGUCGGUAAGGCUUUGCAGAAGUGCGCGAAGAUAUCGGCGGAGCUCAGGCGAGAGCUUUACGGUUCUUCGGUGACUGCCUGUGACCGCUACGCGGAAGUGGAGUCUUCUUCAGUGAGGAUUGUGACUCAGGAUGAUAUUGAUGUGGCUUGUGGGGCAGAGGAUUCUGAUUUUCAGCCUGUUCUCAAACCAUACCAACUCGUUGGAGUCAACUUUCUUCUCCUGUUGUAUCGGAAGGGUAUAGGAGGAGCCAUCUUGGCAGAUGAGAUGGGUCUCGGUAAAACCAUUCAGGCUAUAACAUAUUUAACCUUGUUGAAACACAUGGACAAUGACCCUGGUCCCCAUUUAGUUGUGUGUCCUGCUUCUGUUCUCGAAAACUGGGAAAGAGAGCUUAAAAAGUGGUGCCCAUCAUUCACUGUGAUCCAAUAUCAUGGGGCUGGGCGAACGCAUUAUUCAAAAGAGUUGAACUCUUUGUCAAAAGCGGGAUUACCCCCUCCAUUUAAUGUACUUCUUGUGUGUUACUCGCUUUUUGAACGACACAGUCAACAGCAGAAAGAUGACCGUAAACUUCUAAAACGUUGGCAAUGGAGCUGCGUGCUCAUGGAUGAGGCCCAUGCUUUGAAGGAUAAGAACAGCUAUAGGUGGAAAAACCUGAUGUCCGUUGCACGAAAUGCAAACCAGCGUCUGAUGUUGACGGGGACACCACUCCAAAAUGAUUUGCAUGAGCUUUGGUCAUUAUUGGAGUUUAUGAUGCCUGAUCUUUUUACAACUGGAGAUGUGGACUUGAAGAAGUUAUUAAAUGCAGAAGAUAGAGAUUUGAUUGCUCGUAUGAAGUCCAUUCUUGGACCAUUUAUUUUGAGGCGUUUAAAGUCUGAUGUAAUGCAGCAACUUGUCCCAAAGAUACAGCGGGUUGAGUAUGUGUACAUGGAAAAGAACCAGGAGGAUGCUUAUAAAGAAGCCAUUGAGGAGUACCGUGCAGCUUCACGGGCUCGAAUUGCAAAAAUUUCUGAUGUCAACCGCAACAGUGUUGUUAGAGUUCUUCCUCGGCGUCAGAUUUCAAAUUAUUUUGUUCAGUUCCGAAAGAUUGCAAAUCAUCCUUUACUGGUGAGGCGUAUUUACAAUGAUGAGGAUAUUGUUCGUUUUGCAAAAAGGUUAUAUCCGAUGGGUGUGUUUGGUUUUGAAUGUAACUUGGACAGAGUAAUCGAAGAGCUUAAGAGUUACAAUGACUUCUCUAUUCACCGGCUUUUACUCUAUUAUGAUGUCGCGGAUAAAAAGGGCAUCCUUCCGGACAAACAUGUCAUGGUUUCAGCAAAAUGUCGGGAAUUAGCAGAACUUCUCCCCACACUCAAACAAGGUGGGCACCGGGUUCUAAUAUUUAGCCAGUGGACAUCAAUGCUUGACAUUCUGGAGUGGACUUUGGAUGUAAUUGGAGUGACAUAUAGACGACUUGAUGGGAGCACACAGGUGACAGACAGACAGACAAUUGUGGACACAUUCAAUAAUGAUACUUCUAUAUUUGCCUGCUUGCUGUCCACAAGAGCUGGAGGGCAGGGUCUGAACUUGACUGGAGCUGAUACAGUUGUCAUCCAUGACAUGGAUUUCAACCCACAGAUUGACCGUCAAGCUGAAGAUCGAUGUCAUCGCAUCGGCCAAACGAAACCUGUUACUAUAUACAGGUUGGUGACCAAAGAUACAGUGGAUGAGAAUGUUUAUGAGAUUGCAAAGCGGAAGCUAAUCUUGGAUGCUGCAGUGCUCGAGUCAGGUGUGGAGGUGGAUGAUGAAGCUGGCAUGUCUGAAAAGACUAUGGGAGAGAUAUUAUCGGCACUUUUGCUUGGUUAGAUCAACAUUCCCCUGCAUCAUCAGCUCUUUUGCUGGGUUAGUUCACCAUUUUCCUCACAGAGAAACUCUUAGCAGCUAGAACAACCUUUUUUUUUUCCUCCCCUUUUUGCUUCCACUUAUAAGAUCCAUUACUGUAGUAGUCUUUUUUUGAGAAAGAUUCCAGUUGCAAUUGAUAGAUGCAUAGGCAAUAGGGUGUAAAUUAGCCCUUCAAUUCAUCUUGUGAAAUUAAAUUUCAAUAAUAGUUGAUUGAAGAGAA
Messenger RNA from Vitis vinifera (wine grape), 2724 nucleotides. RefSeq names its product protein CHROMATIN REMODELING 19. Gene Ontology annotation, molecular function: DNA binding; chromatin binding; ATP-dependent chromatin remodeler activity. NCBI's taxonomy places the organism in Eukaryota, Viridiplantae, Streptophyta, Magnoliopsida, Vitales, Vitaceae. The transcript has 12 exons. The coding region runs from base 282 to 2468 and encodes 728 amino acids. Gene Ontology annotation, cellular component: nucleus. The record is from RefSeq and is a predicted model, not a curated record.